This is a messenger RNA of Photinus pyralis (common eastern firefly), 2600 nucleotides long. RefSeq names its product death-associated inhibitor of apoptosis 1-like. The record is from RefSeq and is a predicted model, not a curated record. The transcript has 5 exons. Gene Ontology annotation, cellular component: cytoplasm; nucleus. NCBI's taxonomy places the organism in Eukaryota, Metazoa, Arthropoda, Insecta, Coleoptera, Lampyridae. Gene Ontology annotation, biological process: regulation of cell cycle; negative regulation of apoptotic process; positive regulation of protein ubiquitination. Bases 671 to 1942 code for a protein of 423 amino acids. Gene Ontology annotation, molecular function: cysteine-type endopeptidase inhibitor activity involved in apoptotic process; ubiquitin protein ligase activity.
AAUUGUAAUUGUAACGCCAAGUACUUACCCCCUACUUUCGUAAUUGUUCGUCUAAGCAGAGAUAGCGUACGAUAAGGUAAUGGAAUCGUAGAUUAGUCGAGUGGGAAUUUUACAAUUUGGUAUUAAAGCGAAUUACUAAGAAAAAAAUUACAUUCCUUCGUAGAGGUCAGGUUUCCGUGGCGAUUGUUAAAUAUGUUUGCGCCCGCCCAGUUAGGCUAGAUGAAUGUGGCAACAGCGGUGGCGCUGACGUCCGUGCAGUCGUAGCAUACACAGAAAGCUACGCGGCCCCCUUUUGCUCGUGUUUUCCUUUUUAAAAAUGGUGAAUAGUGCUUAAAUUUGCUACAUUCUCCACUUAUCUAAGGAGCGUGAUAUGCUAGUACCCUCAAUUGUACCUACCUAUAACAACCAUCGUCAAACUGUACAGAAGGGUUGGAUGUUUGAAUUAGAGUGGCGCAUUUAGGAGUCAGGAAACCAAACCUAUGAAGACCCUAAUCAUUUUCAUCACUGUACACCAUAAUAAUUUACAUAUCAACUUAAAGGGAACUUAACAGUUAACAACGUUUACUUUUAAAUCUCCACACAAAAAAAACUAAGGCCCACAACCUCGCGGCUUGCAAAAACAUUUCGCAUGCUCAAUUUUUGAUUUAUUUUUAAAAUAGAGCUGUACGCAAUGUUGCUUGAAGACAAAUCAGGAAUCAAAAUUUUCACUGGCGCUUAUCAAAUCAUUUCCUUAUCGACGAGCAAAAUAGGCAUGUAUCUCUCAUCCCUUGGAGCAUUUAAAAAAAAAUUCACGCGUGUUGUUUUUGGCUUUACGACACAAUUCAUCAGGACCAAUCACGUCUUUUCCUUGUUACUUACAUACCAAAAAAUGGGAACCGUAGUUCCACACGCACCAGAGCUCAACUUGUUUGUUACUAGAUAUGAGGAACCUGAUAAUGGUCACAUUUCAAUGCACAGAGAAUUAGAUAGAUUAAAAACGUACCAGAAUUGGCCAUGUAAAUUUAUGGAACCUAAAAGUUUGGCGAAAGCCGGCUUUUAUUACGUAAACAAGGACGAUAUUGUACGGUGUGCGUUUUGUAACAUAGAAAUUGGUCAAUGGCAGCGUGGUGACAAUGCGAUGAUCGAUCAUCAGAAGUGGUCAGAUGAUUGUCCGUUCGUGUUAGGAUACAGUUGCGGUAAUGUUCCAAUAGAUACUAAUGACGUACCGAUGUCUUCGUCCUCCGGGCAUGAUACGUGUGGAAAAUAUGGAAUUGAAAUUAGGCCCAACUCGUUUCCGGAGAGGGAUGCGGUACCGCACACAAGUACAAGCUUAGAUUUAUCGAAAUUGGGGGUUCAGCCUAGUCGGGGUCCCGCUUAUCCAGGGUAUGCUACUUAUGAUGCUAGAUUGACAUCGUUUUCGGAAUGGCCUCGUUCCAUGAAACAAAAACCGGACGAAUUAGCGGCUGCCGGAUUCUUUUACAACGGUAAAGGGGAUCAGACGAUUUGUUAUCACUGUGGAGGCGGUUUAAAAGAUUGGGAAGAUGACGAUAAGCCUUGGGAACAACAUGCCAAAUGGUUUCAGAAAUGUAAUUUCGUUCGGCUACAAAAAGGUCAAGAGUACAUAUCCGAAGUGUGCAGCAAGCAGGAGGCCGUUCUUACUUCAGAGGAUGCUGCAUGUCUUCAAGUGCCACAUACAAAUAAUUUAAAUAUAACUCCAGUUCAAAAACCAAAUAGUGCAUCGUCAUCGUCCCUCUCUACAGAAAUUAAAACCAAAGAACUUGUUGCUUCUGAAGAUAUGUCAAACACAAAUACAAUGUGCAAAAUUUGUUACUCUAAAGAAGUGGGUGUAGUGUUCUUACCCUGUGGACAUAUAGUUGCGUGUGUUGACUGUGCUCCAGCUCUUACUUCGUGCGCCGUUUGCCGUAAACCUUUAGAAGCAAUUGUUAGAGCGUUCCUAUCAUAGACUAGUAUUAUGACUAUUUUUUGAAUCGGUUGCGUUUUUAGGAUUAGAAAACAACAUCCGUUUCUAGUCACAAUUACGUUUUUGUCUUUCACAACAAUAAAUUUUAUCAAGCAAGAAAACUUCAGGUUAACUCAUAUCUGUCUUUCAUCGCACAUUACAAUCUGCUCUAAUAUCUAAGCAUAAUUUUUCAUACUGAAAAACUUUCUACUAUUUUGGUCUCGGUGAGAUAAUAGAGUGGGUUGUGUGUUGUAAUAAUCCUCAAAUUAAUGUAUAUCCAUGAAUACUGGACCAAAUGAUAACAAUAAAUUGAACAUCCAUCCAUCUAGAUCUGAUUUCCCUUUUAUCCCAAGUGUGUCAAAUUGAAUUCUAUUUUUGUAACUUAUUUAGUUUUUCCGACUACAUAUUUGCCUUUAUUAUUUAGAAGACCGUAUUGGAAUCAUCAGGACUAGGUUUAGUUUGCUAGUCUGUGUCAAAUUCUAAAGUACAAAAAUUAUUUUUAUUUUACGUUGUAGUACAUGUUUUUACCUAUCAGAACGUGUGACAUUAGUUUCGUAUUAUUAAACGAAUACGCUUUUAGUUUUGCUAAGUGUUUAGUAUAUGUACCUUUAGUAGCUUAAUUACAAAACCAAGGGGUUAUGCACUUCCAGCUCAAAAGUGA